UACAUGCAACACUCUGAAUAGCUUACUGUCUGUAGCCUGCUGCUGUUUAGAAGUACGAAAAGCUUUUGUUAGUCUUCUCAUACACUGCACUAAAGCCUUUGUGCAAGUGAGUGCAAUGCAGGGGCUUCAGUUUCUGGGUCUUUUUCUUCUGUCAGACCUGUUGGGGGAGAUCGUGCUUUCUAAGUAAGCUGGAAGUCACUGGCUCAUCUUCAUUUCUUCCUGAAUUACCCCGCCAGUUGCAAGGAUUUUAUUUAUUUAUUUAUUCAUUUUUGUUUAUUUAUCCUUCUCUCCGGAAGCAGCUGCCUCCCUUUUGCUUUGUAUUACUUACAAGCAGUUGUAAGAAUUGAACCUUGUAUUUCCUCCUGUUUCCACCUCCCCCUCCCCCCUCCCCCAACUAAGUCCUUAAUUCUCCUACCCCCUGAAGUUUGAACUAGGAAGGAUGCUGCCAAGGAAUCUGAAGUCUGGUAUUAAGUGGAGAUCUUAGAAAAUAGUCAAGGAAGGAAGAUACUGACUGGAUCUGUUGGCUUUAAGCUUCAGUACACUUAAUCAUACUGGUGCUCUUGGAACAGGGAAAUUCAGCCUUAAGCAAUGGAUGCAAGCAAGAUGACUGUUAGCAUUAACAAGGCCAUCAAUACACAAGAAGUGGCUGUCAAAGAGAAGCAUGCAAGAACGUGCAUCUUAGGAACGCAUCAUGAGAAAGGAGCUCAAACCUUCUGGUUAGUAGUAAAUCGCCUCCCGCUUUCUAGCAAUGCUGUUCUGUGCUGGAAAUUCUGCCAUGUAUACCACAAGCUGCUUCGUGAUGGACAUCCCAGUGUUCUGAGGGAUUCAGUGAGGUUCAAGAAUGAGCUGAGUGACAUGAGUAGAAUGUGGGGUCACCUCAGUGAGGGCUAUGGACGGCUAUGCAGUAUCUACCUCAAACUGCUCAUAACAAAAAUGGAAUUCCAUGCCAAAAAUCCGAGGUUUCCUGCAAAUCUGCAAAUGACAGACCGCCAGCUGGAUGAAGCAGGAGAGAACGAUGUAAAUAAUUUUUUCCAAUUAACUGUGGAAAUGUUUGACUACCUGGAGUGUGAAUUAAACCUUUUCCAAGCAGUGUUCAAUUCCCUGGACAUGUCACGUUCUGUGUCAGUAACUGCAACUGGACAGUGCCGCUUAGCCCCAUUGAUUCAAGUUAUUCUGGAUAGCAGCCAUUUGUAUGACUACACUGUAAAACUUCUAUUCAAGCUACAUUCUUGCCUCCCAGCUGAUACAUUGCAGGGUCACAGGGACAGGUUCCUGGAACAAUUCAAAAAAUUAAAGGACCUGUUUUAUAGAUCGAGUAACUUACAGUACUUCAAACGGCUGAUUCAAAUCCCCCAGUUGCCUGAGGGUCCACCUAACUUUUUACGGGCCUCUGCAUUGUCAGAACACAUUAGUCCUGUGGUAGUCAUCCCUGUAGAAUCUUCCUCUCCUGACAGUGAACCUAUAGUUGAAACCGAUGACCUUGUGGAUACAGAGAGUGGUACACAGCAGACUAUGUUUGACAGCAAGUUUGAUGACAUUUUUGGCAACUCUGCAAGCACUGACCAGUUUAGUUUCAAUGCCCAGAACGGGAUGCACCGGGAUGACAGGGACAGACAAAUUGAGCAGCUGUACAGAGAGAUUGCUACUCUGAAAGAGGAGCUGGAAAGUCUCAGAACUGAGAGCGAACGAACAAAAAGGCAGCUGAAAGAUCGAAUAAGUGAGCUGGAAGCAGAACUGGCAGAGCAGACCCAUCUGAAACAGCAAGCACAAGAUGAGAAAGAAUUCUUGAGAGUGGAGCUUGAUGAGUUAAGGAAACAGUGGGAGGACACAGAAAAAGCACAAAGAACUCUUACAGAAAUUGAGAGAAAAGCGCAAGCAAAUGAGCAGCGGUACACAAAGUUAAAGGAAAAAUACACUGAGUUGGUCCAAAGUCAUGCUGACUUAUUACGUAAGAAUGCAGAAGUCACAAAGCAGGUUACUAUAGCAAGACAAGCCCAGGGGGAUGCAGAGCAACUGAAGAAGGAGAAUGAAGAUCGCCUCCUGCGGGUACAAACACAGAUGCAAGAGGCUAUUCAGUCAAAAAAUGACACAGUAGAAACCUUGCAGAAACAAUUAGCAAGCAGUAAGCAGGAACUGGAAACUCUGAAAAAUGUCAUGCACACCACUGAAGAGACAAGUAAAGAGGUUGAAUCCAGAAUGGUGUCCAUAGAGCAGGAGAAGAGCAGCUUAUCUGAGAUAGUAGCACACCGAGAGGCUGAGGCAGUAACCUUGCAGACAGAGCUUGAGAAGCUGCAGACUGCCCUUGCUUCUGAGAAGGAAAAUGGUGCCAAAAUGAUAGAGACACUGCAGAACAAACUGAAUGAGAAGGAGAGCCAUGAACAAAACCUGCAGAAGCAGCUGCUGGACAGAGAGUUUCUGCUGUUGAGAAGUACAAUAGAAGAAGCAGAGCUGAUCAUCCAAGAUGCUCUGAAUCACUUGGAUGACCCCACCCACAUCAGCUGCACCAGCUCUGCAGAUUAUCUCGUAUCGAGAAGCCAGUCUACACUUGAGUGCCUUAAUAGGCUGGAAGAAGGUCGCAGCAAGUAUCUUUCUGACAGAUCAGAUGUGAGUUACCUGCUGCGCUCUGUUACACAUUUUGCUCACUUAGCUGGUGAUACCAUUGUGCAAGGCAGUGCUACCUCCCAUAUGGCACCCAUGGAACAAGCCGAUUGUUUAUCUGAAGCCUGUAGGUUGUGUGGAGGAAAUGCUCUUACAUAUUUUACCUCUCUCAAAGAGGAAAACAGCAUGAGAGAGGUAGAUAGCACAGCAUUACGAGAGAGUAUAAGCCAGAUAACUACUUUUGCUGAGGAGUUAAGGCCUAAGGGCCUGGACCUAAAACAGGAAGAGCUUGGAGACCUAGUAGAGCAGGAGAUGACUGCUACUUCAGCUGCCGUGGAAGCUGCAGCAUCAAGGAUAGAGGACAUGCUGAACAAAUCUCGGGCUGGAGACACUGGUGUCAAACUGGAGGUUAAUGAGAGGAUCCUGGCCUCGUGUACGGAUUUGAUGCAAGCAAUCAAAGUGUUGAUACUAACAUCCAAAGACCUUCAGCAAGAAAUUGUAGAGAGUGGAAGGGGGGCAGCAUCGCACAAGGAGUUCUAUGCAAAAAACUCAAGGUGGACUGAAGGUCUGAUCUCUGCAUCAAAAGCUGUUGGUUGGGGUGCAACUGUAAUGGUUGAUGCUGCAGACAGUGUGGUCCAAGGAACAGGCAAGUUUGAAGAGCUGAUGGUAUGUUCCCAUGAGAUUGCAGCUAGUACAGCACAGUUAGUAGCUGCUUCAAAGGUGAAAGCAGUUAAGAACAGUACCAAUCUGGCAAAGCUUCAGCAGGCCUCCCGGAAUGUAAAUCAGGCUACUGCUAGUGUAGUGGCUUCCACAAAGUCUGGAAAAUCCCAAAUUGAGGAAAAAGAUACGAUGGAUUUCUCAAGUAUGACACUAACUCAGAUCAAGAGACAAGAAAUGGAUUCACAGGUAAGAGUUUUGGAACUGGAAAAUGAUCUACAGAAAGAACGGCAAAAGCUUGGAGACCUACGAAAGAAGCACUAUGAGCUGGCGGGUGUAGCUGAAGGCUGGGAUGAUGGUGCAGAUUAAAGUUUCCAUGCAUUAGAUGCAAAAGGCUUUCUCAGGAUUAUGGAAAUGAAACAUCUAGCCAAGCCCUUCUAAAAUAAAACUAUAAUCGGUGCAAAAACUGAAGUAUGCAUAACAGGAAUUAUAGACCCACAUUAAUCUCAAGAUAAAUACAUCAACUUGCAGCAGUAUUAGUCAUCAAAACCAUAAGAAGAGAAGGGGUAUGGUCUUCCCCAAGGGGAUCACUGGCUUUUCAGAGUAGAGGACACUUUAACUAUGACUUCUCCACAUUUCACUUGAGACACUUAAAGCUGUGCUCACUUAUUUAUUAUAUUAUAUAAAUGUGUCUGUUAAAUAUUUGUUUCUUUUUCACAAUUUGCAUACGCAUCACCUACGUAAGUGAUAAAUUUUUAGCACCACAAGAAUCGGAGUUGGGAAUUUACUUGAGUAAACUGUUUUUCCUCAGGACGUAAAACCAUUAUAAUUUAAAUGAACCAGAAUAGUUUUUUUCUGUUUUUCCAAAGCUUUGAAAUACCUAUCAGCUUAUCCCUUGUUUGUUUAUCAGAGGAUAUCAAGCCAAAUAUCCAAACCAAAUCUUACUUUGUAGUGCCACUACCAGAUUUCUAGUGCCAGCCGUAUUGUAAAGCUGACAUAAAUUCAUUUUUAUUAAAUACUACCCUUUUGCUGUCAUUUGAACUUGGCAUUACAAUGAUUGGUUUAAAUUAUAAUCAGAAUGGUGGGGAGCAGAGCUGUGGUAGGGUACCUGCAUUAACCUGUUUUCCUGUUUCUGCCUUCACUUGCUGAUCAAACUGUAGCUCCUUACAACAGCUCCUGUAUCUGGAACCAAGGAUUAUUUCAUAGUUGGUACAGAGAACAAUGAACCAGUCACAUUUGCUAUCUCAGUGCGGAAAGCAUUAGUCUCUACUCCUGUAGCAUUUCUACAUUAGUGACUAUUCCUCAAAGAUCCAGAUACUUGUGUUUACUGGUAUUGGUAGUACUAUCAUUGUUGGAGUUCAGCCUUGAUUUUGCUGUUAAAUAUGAGCUCACCUCUCAGUAGCAUACUUAAGUGACAAGUUGAAUUCUGCUAUAGGCACCUUAUAUUGCACUGCAGACAGUGUUUAGGGACCAGGCAGGAUGGUUGAUACCUUAUGGCUUAAGUACAGCACCCAACUUGGGUGGAACACAGCAGUAUAAAUCUCUGCCAACAACUCAGGGUACUGUACAAGCUGCUAACUACAUUUAUCCAAACAAUGUAGGAAGUCUUGGUGCUUUAAUAAAUUUGUGUUAAGUAACUCUUUCUUCUCCUAUGGUUUGCUGGCACUGCACAAAAAUGAAAAAUAACAGUUUGAAGGGGAAUUGUAAGUUCAGUGUGCCACUGUUAACUUAUGAGUCAAAGGUAUUGCCUGUUAAGAACAGCUGGAUAAAUAUAUGCACAUCAUUGUUCUUUGUAGGGACUAAAGAGUGAUGCAAAAUGCAUUUGGAUUAUUUCUGGUGGUGUGCAUGUACAUACUCAACAAGGCUGAUUAAAGACUUUAUUGGUUGCCCAUCUUCAAACUGACACAGUGAGUUAUUCACAGCUUGUAGUAGCAGAGUAGCAGUACCUUGCAUGAGGUACAAAAUUUCUUUCCAUAUCAUCUACUUAUGUGCUUGACUCCAUGAGAUAAAGUUCUGGUAUGAACUGUCUUUGGAGAACCAAGUUAGCCAUACUAAUUAUAAUGAGACCUAUAGCCUCACUGUGAUGUCUUUUUUUCAGAGCCAAUAUUUGCCCUCCAUAUCAAGUUCUGACUUCCUCAUUUCUGCUGUAUAGAACAGAACAAAUAAUUCUUCCUGGUGCAUUGACUACCAUUAUGUUCUGCAGGAACCAGAACUGGUGUGAUGUUAUGUAGCAUAGCACCCAGAAUAUCCUCCGGAUCUUUGUAAACUCUUAUCACAUUUUUUGCUUGUUGUAAGUGAAUGCAAAUGUUAUGUAAUGUCCAAUUUUGUCAGUAACUUAUAUUUAUCCACAAAGAAAACUAGUACAUUUUAUGUGAACUGGAACCAAAAGGGUCUUCAGUGGGCCCUCUUGAUGGUUUCCAAAUCUUUUCCAUAGUUGGCUUGCUCCAGUAUCUUUCUGUCUGAUUUUUGUGGAAGGAGGUGUACAACAACAGGAAUCUGGCCCAGCACCACUCUUCUUUUCUGUUUGAAGGGUAUUGCCCUCCAUAUUUUUUCUGUUUGUUAAUGUUUUUGUUCCUUUUCUUUUUGCAGUAUUAUUGCUAUGUUGUACUUCAUAAUAUUUCUUUCUUGUCUUUAGUAGUAGUUUUAUGUGCUCCUUUGUUCAUACUUGUGUUUCUAAUUAAAGAUAGCCGCACAGGAUGAGGACUGAACCUCUCUAGAUUGUUUGAGACCUACUUAUUUUGAGUAUUUUCUUCAGAAUUUGCACCUUCCACUGUUGGUGUAUUGAGAUGAACCCUGCACAAAACAGACCCUAUUUAGCUUGUUAAUUUUGAUAACUUAUUUUUGGACCCACAUCCUCCAAACCACUUCUGUUGUGACCCUGUCUACAAGUGAGUAUUACAUAAUGCUCUACUGCCUAAGUGAUCAUUCCUUGAAUAAGGCAUCCAAAGUUGUAUCUUUUGGAAGAUGGAUCAACAAAACAUUCCAUCUUAACCUGUACAUUUUCAUCUGCAAUACAUACUUAGCCAGAUAUUAUGGACUGCUUUAGGGAAUGCAGAUAGUAUGGGUUCCAGCUGCCUGAUUAUAGGGUAAGGGCACUUUUUUACAUUAUGAUGACUGCUCCGCAGUUUAUACACAGCCUCUUAGACUAUGUUUGACUUUGUGGAUAUAUAUACGUGCUGCAAAGGUGAUAUACUGACAGGUUGGUUGUGUGUUUCAGGUCUGAUUUAUUUCUUAAUAAUUUUGUAUUAAGCUGAUGUCCAGUAGUAAAUCAGAUGGAUGCGUUUUUGUUUGUUUAAAAAAAAAAAAUACAUAGACUCUGGAAAACAGAUUCCUCUUAAGGGCUUUCACUUCUGCUAUCUUUUUUGCCUUGAUCUGGAGCACUACAUGGAUACCUGUCCACACUGUACCAGGUUCAGUCUGAGGACAAUUAAAAAGAUACCACAGAAUCUCCAAGUUUGCAACUCCUUAAGAAGUUGCAUAUUUGGUCUCAAACCCCUAUGGCAUCAGCCAAGGCCUCUGGAAACCUGCUUCUGAAAUGAAAAUGCUCACAGAAAUGACAUAAGGAGAAGCAUCAGGAAAUCAAGGACGGCUUGACUGAAGCACAAAGUGUCCCUUGCUCCAGUUUUGCAGCCCCCAGCUUCAAAGUCUAUUUUGUCGAAGGCCUGUAGUGUGCUAACUUUGUAGGACACCACCUUUUCAGCUACUACCAUGUUCUCUCAGACUGAAACCAUUGAUGCAUUGGACAGCUCUGAGACCUAUCUGAGGGCCCCAGCUCCCAUCACCUGGUUUGCUGUUAAUGAAGGGGAGGUCAGUUUCCCUCCAUCUAAGUUCAUGGGGAGGUUCCUGGAAGCCAUCUGCAGACUUUGGUCACCUACCUGUGGACUGAGGUCUCAUUGGCAGUCCCUUUGGUACCUUUCCAGGAAACAAAACCUAAAUACAGCUCAGGCAUUGCUGGUACUAAAUUAUCUGUCAGAGCUUAAGAAAACUGGUCUAAAUUCUGCCUCCAAAAAGAUUCAUGUAUGUGCUAUCUCAGCUUGCCUGCCAUUUGACCUGACUUUUUAUUCUCGACUACCAUUGAAACAUUUCCUUAAAAUGGACAUUAUCCCUCAGACCAUUUAAGAGAAUUAGUACUCCACCAUGGGACCUCAUUAUGUGCUAGAGAAGAUAGCCCUAGCUGGUUUUGAAAGACAUGCUUCUACCCCACCCACUCAGUUGCCUCUCUUGGAAGAGACUAUUUUUGGUGGCUGUGACAUCUGCCAAGAAAAUCUCAGAAUUACAAGAUUUGUAUUAAACCAUUCUUAAUAUUCCACAAUGACAGGUGUCUCUUCACAUUAUCCUCAUAUUCAUGCCAAAAGUAGUGACUGCAAGUUCUCUGAGUCAGUCCCUUCAACUCAUUGUAUUUUUCCUAACCCCAAAGCAAGAGAGUGGAUAUUGAUUUCUCUGGAUGUUCAUGUCCAAAUAAAAUUAAAGUUGUCUAAGACAAAAAGGUUUAAGAAAAUCAAAACAAAGCUGUGUCCUUUGCAAAAGAAAAGGAGGGGAAACCUCUGCAUACAUUGAUACUUUCUAAGUUGCUUUCCCACUGCAUUUAAUAUUGUCAGUCUGCUCAUGUAAGCCAAUAUCAUGACGUAUUAAAACACAUUACAGUACAGCCGCUACAGCAUUCCUCAGAGUAGUAAGUCAGAGGGGUAAAUAAAUCCAUCUGGGAAGCAGCCAGUUGGUCUUAAAGGCACACCUUUUCUAAACAUUAUAGUCUGGUGGUUGCAUACAGAGCUAGGAUAGAGUUUGUGUCUUCAGCCUUGCAGGGUCUGUUCUCCUGUGGAACACUAUUACAGCCAUCCAUCCACUGGUUCAGUCCUCUGAGAGUCAUUUCAUUGAUGUGCGCUGCAACAGUGGAUAGUAUGAUCAGCACUACAACAUUUGUGAUAGAAACGCACCAUAAUUGUAUAUGUUUAAGUACACUCAUUGUUGCAGUGCAUGUUCCCUCCCACCAUCCCCUCUUCUACACAAUUUGGUGUCCUGGGUUAGGACAGGUACCCUUUUUCUAUCCCUCCAAUCUUCUCACCAGACCUUCCUUCCUCCUAAAUCUUGUUUUCCUAGAAAGAGAAAUUGAGGCUUAAUGGAUGGUGGUUCUUGUCUGAGGAGGUAUGCACUCAUCCAGGUCCACUAGUACUCUGAUGUCAGGGACAGGGUCCUGGAGCACCUGUACCAAGAAAUACCUGAAGAUAGCAUCAGCAGAUGUUGGCCUUAUACCACCAAACAUCCGGAUGUCCAAUUGGAAAGAAAUCUGCAGAAGCCACUGGAGGAAAGUAAAGUUCUGAAAGUGUAGUCACCCAUCAGGUUGCUUGCUGACAGGAUAUCCCACUGGUGAAGACUGCAACAGUGAAUAUAUUCAAACAUCCACACUUACGGUUGCAGACGUCUUCUGUAAAUCAUGGAGAAAAAGACGAGACUAAAUUGAGAAAACUAAGGAAAAACCUUUGGAUAUCUUUGACAGCACAUCUGGUGUUGGGAAGAGUGGAUAGGUGGAGAUUUUAAUGAUUAUUCUGCAUAAAGCUCUAGGGUUUCAUUAAGUUCUUUCAUAACUAAAUUGUUUGUAGCUGGCUGCACUGCAGACAGUCGCCUCCACCCACUGAAUCUGAUAACUUUCUUUUUUUGGGGGGGGUACCUGAAACUACAUUUUCAAGGUAUAAUCUGCAAGCCUAUAACUUGGUAGCUUAAAGAUAUUUAGUAUUUGAGGUAAUAUAAACAUAAUAUGAGUUCCCUGUUGAAAUGUCAGCACUCAAAAUGCCAAGUGCUGAUUUAAAAAAAAAAAAAGACUGAAAACCUGGAAAAGAGUGAAUCUUGAAAAUCGCUUUUCUCCUUAAAACUUCUUUUUUGCAGGGAGGCAAAUCCCUUAUACCCACCAAUAAUAUAUGCCAAGUCCAAGAUUGCUAUACAACGGAGAAAAGGGAGUAUUCUGAGAAAUGACAUAUUGGACUUGGGUUUUGUAAGUCCGUUCUUUAAGCCAUUCAUUCUACUUAUUGGUCUCAGCAUUUCAGAUGGUUACCCAUUAUAUGUCCUCAAAGUUUAAAAAGGCCUUUAUUUGAAUCCUGGUGACCAGUGAGUUACAACAUAAAUGAGCAAGAAUAAAUAUAUUAGCAUGACAGUGGAGUAGAAUGUCAAGAUUUAGGUCCAUGAAAAUUGUGGAAUUUCAGAAAUUCUAUUGCUGUCUCUUAGAGACUGAAUUCACAGAGUUAAUAUUUUAAUUAAAUUAUUUAGUUUAACUUUCUUUAACUGCAGUCAUGAUCACUGAUUCCAUGUAUUCAGUUUCUGAAAACCGCAUAAAAAGUCAUGCUGUGUUUUGUUGUACAGAUUAGCUAGCAAUGCUUUUUAGACUGUAGUCUAAUUAAAAACAUCCAUGAAGAAUUUAAAAACAUCCAUGAAGAAUUUCUGGAAUUUUUUGUUAAUGGCACUGUACAGUUUACUUCAUGGUAGGCUUAUGUUUUCACAACUCAGAAAUGUUAAGAAUUCAGAUCUUGAGUUUCAUUUCCAUUUUUUAAGGAAAACCAAAUGUUUGAAUAUGUCAUACAACCAGAGAAACUUAACUGGCUAAUAACUGUUUGACAAUGCAUUACAUGGUUCCAUGAUGCUCUAUGUUAACUCAGAAUUUUCAUUACCUAAAACUAAAAAGUGGUGAAAAUCAAUGUUUAAGAUUUUCUCAUAACAGUAAGUUGUCUAACUCAGAGUAAUUCUUAAAAACUUAAGGGGGAAUUACAGGCACACACAUCUGGUAAAAAAUAGAUAACUUAUCAAUUGUUUACUUGUCCCAUUCUUCAAACAAAAUUUUUAUUAUGAAUACAAAAGCUUGUUCUUUAUAUAAUAUGUUGAAAGGUGUGGUUUCAAUUUUUAAUUAAACAUUUCAAAUAUAAA
Molecule: messenger RNA, 10164 nt
Organism: Protopterus annectens (West African lungfish)
Lineage: Eukaryota; Metazoa; Chordata; Ceratodontiformes; Protopteridae
Gene: HIP1
Product: huntingtin interacting protein 1
Exons: 31
Coding region: 589-3624 (1011 amino acids)
Biological process (GO): actin filament organization; endocytosis; clathrin coat assembly
Cellular component (GO): actin cortical patch; extrinsic component of postsynaptic membrane; presynapse
Molecular function (GO): phosphatidylinositol-3,5-bisphosphate binding; clathrin light chain binding; clathrin-cargo adaptor activity
Source: RefSeq, a predicted model, not a curated record